AUGGCACCCAGUGCAAUCGAUCCCACCAUCCAAGACGUAAUCCAACCCCAAAAAGACACCCUCGAUCUCCCCAAAGAAACCCGCACACGUUUGGAAAAAGCAAACAUCGACCUCUCGAACGGAUACCCUUACCGUCCCGCCCGACCUCUCUACCUCCAAGAUGCGUACAGCAUUAGAAACGCCCCCUGGCACCACGAUGACGCUGGAGCUAGAGCCAAAGUCACUGAUGCAAGCAAGAAAUCUCUGCUUGAAGCUGCUACCAAAGUCGAGGAUUUGACUGCGCAUAUUGGGACCGAGGUUUAUGGGUUGCAGCUCAAGGAUCUUACGGGGAGGCAGAGGGAUGAGUUGGCGCUGUUGAUUGCGGAGAGGAGCGUGGUGUUUUUCCGUGAUCAGGAUUUGUCUCCUCAGCAGCAGAAGGAGCUUGGUGAGCAUUAUGGCAAGAUUGAAGUUCAUGUGAUCCCUCAAGUCCCAGGUGUAGAGGGCGUUACCGUCAUCUGGCCCGCCCUCAUGGCGACCGAGCGAGCCGCCAACUUCAGAAACCCUGGUGGUGCUUCCCGUUGGCACACUGAUCUCGUUCACGAGCGCCAACCAGCAGGAAUCACUCACCUCCACAAUGAUGUCGUGCCCCCUGUUGGAGGUGACACUCUGUGGGCAUCCGGCUACGCAGCUUACGAGAAACUCAGUCCAGGUUUCCGCAAGAUUAUUGAUGGCAAGACUGCUUACUACAAGUCUGCGCACACUUAUCUUGAUCGUGAUGAUCCCAAUGCUGGACCUAAGCAUAUUGAGCGUGUUCAUCCUAUUGUUCGCGUUCAUCCUGCUACUGGGUGGAAGUCGCUGUUCGUCAACAGAGCAUUUACAACAAGAAUUGUUGGUCUUGAUAAGGCUGAGAGCGAUGUCAUUCUGAACUACCUCUUUGAUGUAUAUGAGAGGAAUGUCGAUAUCCAGCUCCGAUUUAAGUGGACUCCUAGAACUAGCGCUCUGUGGGAUAACCGCAUCACAAUCCACAAUGCUUCAUGGGAUUACGAAGGUGGUCACCCUCGCCAUGGUACCAGAGUGACAUCUCUGGCUGAGGAACCUUACUUCAAGGAGGAUGCACCAACGAGGAGACAGGCACUGGGUCUUGAUGCUGAAGAUGAAUUGGUAGCUACUGGUUAA
This is a messenger RNA of Aureobasidium subglaciale EXF-2481, 1155 nucleotides long. RefSeq lists its product as uncharacterized. Gene Ontology annotation, molecular function: 2-oxoglutarate-dependent dioxygenase activity. The transcript has 3 exons. Bases 1 to 1155 code for a protein of 384 amino acids. The record is from RefSeq and is a predicted model, not a curated record. Gene Ontology annotation, cellular component: cytoplasm. Lineage: Eukaryota; Fungi; Ascomycota; Dothideomycetes; Dothideales; Saccotheciaceae.